ACAAUAGUAACCUGUUCUGCAUAGGGGAGUGACAAGGAGGAGAACUCACGACUGUCAUCUCCAAGAGAGAGCGACCUGCACGCAGUUUUGAUCGGUGACGUGCAUAGGCGUGUUCGACAACAGCAUAGGAGUUUCAGCAUCCGUAAUCAAAAGAAACGCAGAUUCUCCUCGGAACAGUGCAGCAGUGACUGGAUAAAGUGAAGAGCUGAGACCUAGGUGGACCAGAGGAUCCCAGUAUGCCCUCUCACAACAAACGCACCUCUCCUUCCUACCAUCCCGGCAGCAGACGCCAUGAACACAGGCACAAGCAUAGCGAGCAUGUCUCCAACCCAGCCUACUCUUUCUACCCAGAGGAGGAGCUCCUCCACUUCUACCGCUGGACCUCUCCUCCAGGGGUGAUGAAGAUCAUCUCCAUCAUCAUCAUCAUCAUGUGCGUAGCGGUCUUCGCCUGCGUGGCGUCUACGCUCGCCUGGGACUACGACAUGAGCAUGAUGGGAAUGAGCGGCGGCGUCGGCGCCGGGAUGGGCAUCGGAGGCGGAGGAUACGGUGGGAGCUACGGCAGUAGUUACGGCGGUGGCUCGUCCUACGGCGGCGGUAUCGGCGGAGGCUCGUCCUACGGCGGAGGUAGCUACGGAAGCGGGACCCAGACUGACCCCCUGGCGGGGAAGGGCUUCAUCAUUGCCAUAGCAGCCAUCACCUUCAUCGCCGUGCUCAUCAUCUUCAUCCUAGUGGUGUCGCGGCAGAACGCGUCCCGCUCGCCUAAGUUCUACCUGGGGGCCAUCAUUGUGUCUGCCAUCUUGGCGAUACUAAUGCUCAUCGCUACUAUAGUCUACCUGGUGGCAGUGAACCCCACAGCCCAGUCCUCAGGGUCCGUCUACUACAACCAGAUCAUACAGCUGUGUUCCCAGUACCAGAAUCAGAACCAAGCCCAGGGCAUCUUCAUCAACCAGUACCUCUAUCAUUACUGCGUGGUGGAACCUCAGGAGGUCAUAGCCAUCAUCCUGGGAAUCUUGGUAUUCGUGGGUCUGAUCAUCCUGCUGGUGUUUGCUGUGAAGACGCGUCAGAAGAUCAGACGUUGGGGCCCAGACAGAAUCCUCUGGGAGGAGACCAAGGUUAUCAGCAACAGCCUGCGCACACACACCAUCGGAGAGUGGGUGAAUAACGUGUCUGGUCAGCCGGACACUCUGGUGAAUGAAUACAACGACAAGGUGGGGGGCUCCAGGAACUUCCUGGACCAGCUGCCAGACCACAGACCUCUGUAUCUGCCUGGGAGCUCAGACAUAACAAGUUCGUUGGGAGGACUGAAGAGCAAGCUGAGGGACUACGACACUGGUGCAGAAUCGGGAGGAGAGGAUCUGGAUGAGAUCGACUUUAACUCCGAGUUCUCUGCCAUCAUGAAUGAGCAGGAGCGUCUGGACUACAAGAGGGAGUUUGACCGGGACCAUCUCGAGUACAAAGAGCUGCAGGCUGAGCUGGAUGACCUCAACAUGGGCCUGGCUGACCUGGACAAGGAACUGGACAGACAACCAGAGGGCAGCCCACAGUUCCUGGAUGCUAUGGAUAAGUACACCCGGAUGAAGAAUAUGAAGAAGUCCUCAGACUAUCAGCUGAAGAAGAAGAGGUGCAAGCAUCUGAAGGCCAAGCUGUCUCACAUCAAGAGGAAGGUCAGCGAGUAUGACCGCAGACCCUGAACCCUGACCACCAACCCCAGUCCAGAGCAGACUACACCCUUGUCUGUCCAGGAAACUGGCCCCAAAAGAAGGAAGACCAUAAUGGGAGAGAAGACCCAGAAAAGGCUUUUUUUCAAUGUGAAGUAAUAUGAACUUUUUUUAAGAGGGAGAAUUCUCUGGAUGUCAAAUAAUGUUGUUUUAUUUUCUUAUUAAGCCCCAGGAUUGUACCCACAGCCGCGGGAAGUAGGGAUGCUGCCACACCCCCUGAAAAAUCUUGAUGUGGCUCAGUUGCUAGAGCAUGGUGCUUGCUAUGCUAUGGUUCUGGGUUCGAUUCCCACAGAGGACCAGUACAAAAAUCUGUGCACUCACUACUGUAAGUUCCCUCUGGAUAAGAGUGUUUACUAACAUGGAAAAGGAAUGAAUAGACCAUUUCAAUUUUCACACAGAAAUGAGUUGCAAAGUAUUUCAAGAAAAUGGAUAACAUAUCAAUAAAGUUUUUUAUAUUCCACAAGUAUUUUAAAAUGACCUGUUUUGUACAGAUUAUUAUCAGACUCAAGUUAAAAAUGCUGGUAAACACUCCAAUACAUUUGGUACAUUUUUCCCCACACAAAAGCAGUGCAUUGGGCCUGUAUUAGCGGACCGACAUAUAGACACUCCAUAUACGCUCCCCUUGUCGUCGCAGCAACCCCACCCCCAAACUACUUCCAGCGGCUAUGAUAAUACCUCUAAUAUGUAGCCUAUGCCGAGUCCCCAACAAUCGAAUGUUCCGGUUUUGGAAAGAGCCUGUGACUCGACUUCAGCUUUUGGACAUGAAGGUGACCAGCCAUCUUAACUCCUCCACAUUUACUGGAUUGAUUGAACAGUACAGAAGAGAACCUCCCCAGACAGUUAUUUUAUUUUUUAUAAACAAUAUUUAUGGGAUCUAGUUUCAGGCGUUUAUUUUAAACCUGCUACGUUAGGUUAACAGUUGGGUAAUGAUGGAUGGCGCAAGAUGCUAAAGGUUAUUAGAGCGCCCUCUAGGGUAUAGAUACAUGACAUGGCCAAUGAACGUUGUUUUUACAUGUUUGUACAUUUUUGUUUUAACAAAGGUUCUCAGGGGAUGCUCCUGUAUCCAAAUAAAAUAUUUUAUCUAUAAAAAAUAAAUACCUGGUGUGUCCUUAUGGAAUUGUACAGUUUUUUUUUAUCAGCUUUUACAAAUUCAUUUUGUCGCGGUCUUUUACUGACAUCCGGGCACCGGAUGUCUAGUAAGCACCGUCCACUGUAUAGUAAGCAAAUUAACGAUGUUUUCCCUUUUUCGUACCUAUAUAUUUUUGUGAAUUUCCAAAAAUGUUUUGCCAUUCAUGUAAAUUGUAAUUUUCUCAGACAUUUCUGUCUGUUUAGUUAAAAAAAUGAAAUGUGAACAUUGUGAUGUAUUGAAGAUAUCCAUCUUCAACAAUAGUCUGAGGUUAAAUAUUGUCCAUACAGAGAUGCAGGCAAGUAACCUACUACUAUGGUGAUUAUGUACAAUGUAGGAUUUAUUGUGUAAAUGUUAUUUAAUAAAAAAUAAAAACACUUUA
Messenger RNA from Oncorhynchus kisutch (coho salmon), 3226 nucleotides. RefSeq names its product occludin b (gene oclnb). The record is from RefSeq and is a predicted model, not a curated record. Gene Ontology annotation, cellular component: cytoplasmic vesicle; apical plasma membrane; bicellular tight junction. Gene Ontology annotation, biological process: bicellular tight junction assembly. The coding region runs from base 237 to 1691 and encodes 484 amino acids. NCBI's taxonomy places the organism in Eukaryota, Metazoa, Chordata, Actinopteri, Salmoniformes, Salmonidae. The transcript is spliced from 9 exons.